Xenopus laevis (African clawed frog) is the source of this 1907-nucleotide messenger RNA. It is a transcript of the gene anks1b.L, whose product is annotated as ankyrin repeat and sterile alpha motif domain containing 1B L homeolog. Gene Ontology annotation, biological process: ephrin receptor signaling pathway. Gene Ontology annotation, molecular function: ephrin receptor binding. Gene Ontology annotation, cellular component: cytosol. The transcript is spliced from 9 exons. The coding region runs from base 319 to 1206 and encodes 295 amino acids. NCBI's taxonomy places the organism in Eukaryota, Metazoa, Chordata, Amphibia, Anura, Pipidae. The record is from RefSeq and is a predicted model, not a curated record.
AUAUCCAUAGAAACAGAGCUGGCAGAGGCGCUACAGACACAAGCCCGGCGCUGGAGGAGAGAGAGGAUGCGAUCUGUCUCUAUAACCUUCCAGCACUAACUCCGUGUGCCAGCCCCCAGGGCACCCCUUUUUCCUUCCCCGGACACAUCCAUGCUGCUGGAUAUAUAAUAUAGGUUCGCCCCCCGCCUGCACGUCUUCGGAUCGCCCCAGGUGUCCCGUGAGACCCACUGAUCUGGAAGAUUUUUUCUUCUCUCUCUGGGUGGCCACAAAACCGCAAAGCUGUAUCCAACGGGAGGAUCCCUGGAUUUCCCCCACAUUAUGAUGCAGGGAGAUGGACGGAGGAGAAGAAAUGACAAUUAUUUCGACGAUAUACCCCGAUCCAAGCUGGAAAGACAAAUGGCACAGAGUAAAUAUGAUUUUCAGACAGGAGAUUGGGGAGAACCUUCUAUCAGUCUUCGAGCCCCCAACGAGAGCACCGGAUCCAUCCCAUUCCAGUAUUGGCAGCACCACCCGGAGAAACUCAUCUUCCAAGCUUGUGACUACAAAGCAUAUAGCAUGCCAUUUGGGGGAAAAUAUCGACCCAUAGUAAAUCCCGUUCCUCACCCCCAGUGUUCCUGGUCUGUGAUGACAAAGUAUUUAGGUUCAAUGCUGAUUAAGGAACUGAGAGGUACAGAGUCGACACAGGAUGCGUGUUCAAAAAUGAGGAAAUCAACAGAACAAAUGAAAAAGGUGCCCACGAUUAUUUUGACGGUAUCGUACAAAGGUGUCAAAUUUGUGGAUGCAGUAAAUAAGGCUAUGAUUGCUGAACAUGAAAUCCGGAAUAUCUCCUGUGCCGCGCAGGAUCCCGAAGACCUCUCCACCUUCGCUUACAUCACAAAAGACUUGAAAUCAAAUCUGCACUAUUGCCAUGUCUUCACAGCAUUCGACGUGAACUUAGCAUAUGAGAUCAUUCUAACUUUAGGACAAGCAUUUGAGGUUGCGUACCAAUUAGCUCUGCAAGCACGGAAAGGAGGCCACUCAUCAACACUUCCUGAAAGCUUUGACAGCAAGCCCACCAAGCCCAUCCCAAAGCCCCGUGUUAGCAUCCGAAAGGCAACGAUAGAUCAACCUGACCAAAAGACUCUGUCCAAUAUGCCUUGGAUUGUAGAACCAGGCCAGGAAACGAAGAGAGGGAUUAGCACCAAGUACGAAACCACAAUCUUUUAAUAGGGACCCAUCCUCACUUCCUUGGUGUGCCUUUGUACACUCCUCAAAACAACUCCACCAUUCAAACAGCAAUCUCAUCCCCUCCUGUGUGGAUGAAACCAGUGCAGGCGCAGGCUCUGCUGCGUUGGCCAAUUAUAUCACUUUAAACAAAAGAAAGACAAAAUACUGGCAAGUAGAGGAAUCUUAUAUUUUUUGAUGAUUUUUUUUCUUGUAAUCUUUAUUACAGUGUUUUUUUUUUCUUUUCUUUUUUUUGUUCAGCCUUUGGAUUUUAUUGGGGGGAAAAAAAGAUUCUUUAUGUAAAUCAUAUCACGCUCUCUUACAAGCAUUAUGCAUUGAAUUUGUGGCAGUGAAAUUGUAUACAAACUCAAUACACAGUAUUUGGACUUGUGGGAAUACAAUGGUGUACUUAAAUAUUGCAAAAAAAAAGAGGAAAAGAAAAAAACUCAUAUAUUAACUGCCAAGAAAAUGAACUAAACUGAGAUUUAUAUGCACAAAUUGCAUCUUUAUAUCUAAUUAUUGUAUGUGAUUUCAUGACGGAAACAGCAACAUUCAGACAUUUCUGAACAAACUGGGUUUGCUUCACUGUAAAGAGUACUACUUUGUAUAAUAUUUUAUAGGCUAUUGAAUUUGAAGCCUUAUUACUGAACUGUAAAAAAAAUAUUGUAUCCAUAAAGAAUAUUAUUGUCAGUGAGAUGACAAAG